AGAAGCACAACACCUACAUCCUGGCUUUAGAUGGGGACACAGACUUCCAGCCGGCCGCUGUGAUGCUGCUCAUUGAUCGUCUGAAAACGUACCCAAAUGUUGGGGCGGCGUGUGGCAGGAUUCACCCCACCGGAUCAGGUCCCAUGGUUUGGUACCAGAAGUUUGAAUACGCUGUGGGCCACUGGCUUCAGAAGACAGCUGAGCAUGUGUUCGGUUGCGUGCUUUGCAGCCCCGGCUGCUUCAGUCUGUUCAGAGCAGCGGCGCUGAUGGACAACAAUGUGAUGAAAAAAUACACCAUUAAGUCCUCAAAGGCUCAACACUACAUCCAAUACGACCAAGGCGAGGACCGCUGGCUGUGUACUCUGCUGCUGAAGCAGGGAUGGAGAGUGGAGUACAGCGCGGCUGCUGACGCCUACACCAAUGCCCCAGAGGAGUUUAAAGAGUUUUACAACCAGCGUCGGCGAUGGGUGCCGUCCACCAUGGCCAACAUUGUGGACUUGCUGGGCUCUGCCACCCUGAUUUCCCAGAAGAACCCGUCCAUGUCUAGACCCUACAUGGUCUACCAGCUUUUCAACUUGGUCUCGUUCAUACUGGUACCUUCCACCGUCAUCCUUAUGAUUGCAGGUAGUUUGACUGUGCUGCUUGACGUUCAACCCAACGGUGCUCUGAUCAUGGCUUUGAUACCUCCUGCUAUCUUCCUUGGCAUCAGCUUCAAGAUCAAGCCAGACACUCAGAUUCUUAUCGCAGGAAUCAUGAGCAUCCUGUACGCCUUCCUCAUGAUGACAACAACCAUUGUCAUAAUAGGCACCAUGGUGAAAGACAAAAGCAUCCUGACUCCCUCCAGCUUGUUCCUCAUCGCCCUUACCUGCUUUUACAUUGUUACGGCACUCAUGCAUCCUCAGGAGAUUGGCCUUGUGUGCUUCAGCUUUCUUUACAUCCUCUGCAUCCCCAGCUCCUACCUGCUGUUGUCGAUUUACGCCAUGGUCAACAUGAACAACGUGUCCUGGGGCACCAGGGAGAGGGCGCCUGCAGCCGGAGCAGCCACCACCCCACAAACCACAGCCCAGAAUGGUAGAUAG
This is a messenger RNA of Etheostoma spectabile (orangethroat darter), 1079 nucleotides long. RefSeq names its product chitin synthase chs-2. Gene Ontology annotation, cellular component: cell periphery; cell septum. NCBI's taxonomy places the organism in Eukaryota, Metazoa, Chordata, Actinopteri, Perciformes, Percidae. Bases 63 to 1079 code for a protein of 338 amino acids. Gene Ontology annotation, biological process: chitin biosynthetic process. Gene Ontology annotation, molecular function: chitin synthase activity. The transcript is spliced from 6 exons. The record is from RefSeq and is a predicted model, not a curated record.